Solanum pennellii is the source of this 978-nucleotide messenger RNA. Its product is annotated as E3 ubiquitin-protein ligase BIG BROTHER. The transcript has 6 exons. The record is from RefSeq and is a predicted model, not a curated record. The coding region runs from base 1 to 978 and encodes 325 amino acids. Lineage: Eukaryota; Viridiplantae; Streptophyta; Magnoliopsida; Solanales; Solanaceae. Gene Ontology annotation, molecular function: ubiquitin protein ligase activity.
AUGGAUAGAUACAAUUCUAAUACAGAAAAUACUGCCUUCAACCAAACUGAGAACGGUAGGAACUUACCUCCAACUAAUAUACCUUCAAAUGUUCCCGAUGGCACUGAGGGAAAUGGAAUUGAUUUAAAUGAACGAAGCAAUGAAACAACAGGAGAUACAUACUUUCAUGGAAAUUCUCGUACUUUGAGUGACUUUGUAAGCGGUGUCACAAAGACUGACCUCAUACCAGCCAGAAUUUUUCCAAAUAAUGCUGGAAGUUAUCUUCAAAUGCAAAACUUAUGGCAUGCAUCAACAACUUCAUUUUCUCAUAGUAGACAAUUUCAAGGAGCUUCAAAUAUGGCAUUUCUGGAAAAUAGUACACAUCGAACGUUCAUUGAGAAACAUAGAGGUUUUCAUGGCGGUAGUUCAUCAGCUUCAAGAAAUCAAUCUAAUGCUUUUAUCCACCCUUUUGGUGGUCCAGCUGGAUAUUUUGGAGAAAAUGGACUAUGGAACAGAGGAAACGAUGCUAAUUUCUUGAGAAAUAUUAUUGAUCCUCCACCUUCUCUUUUAAUUGGGAAAACUAUCACGGGUGGAAGAUCCAGGGACCCAGGUCACAGGGAUAAUCCUAUUGUUAUCGAGGAUGAUGAAGAAGAUGAACAUGAUGAUACUCAACAAGAUGGUAUGUUCUAUGAUGUUGAAAUGUCGUACAAGGCAUUUUUGGCACUCCAAGAGCAUAUAGGUGGCAUUGAAAUUGGAUUGAACAAGAACAUUAUUUCUAAACUUCUGAAGCAUAGUAGGUAUCAAAUAAUAAAGAUGAAAAAUUGUAUUAACUCUUGCUGCAUUUGCUUGGAAACUUAUGAAGAUGGAGAAGUACUAGGAAAAAUUGGCUGUGGACAUGAAUUUCAUUGUCAAUUCAUCGAGGAGUGGCUGGAGAUCAAGAAUUCGUGUCCGGUUUGCAGAAGGAUUGCUUUGACUUCAGCUAGUAAUCUUUGGUUCUAA